Molecule: messenger RNA, 1671 nt
Organism: Scheffersomyces coipomensis
Lineage: Eukaryota; Fungi; Ascomycota; Pichiomycetes; Serinales; Debaryomycetaceae
Product: MFS transporter
Exons: 1
Coding region: 1-1671 (556 amino acids)
Biological process (GO): transmembrane transport
Molecular function (GO): transmembrane transporter activity
Source: RefSeq, a predicted model, not a curated record
AUGCCAGCAUUCACCGUCAGAGAACAAUUGGUGGAUUUCCCCAUUGCCCAAAUGGCCAUCAUUAGUAUCAUUAGAAUCGCCGAACCCAUCGCUUUCACUUCGAUGUUUCCUUAUAUUUAUUUCAUGAUUAAACAUUUCGGAAUAACUGACAAUGAGGCCGAUAUUUCAAAAUAUAGUGGAUAUUUAGCUUCUGCAUUUUCAUUCAGUCAAUUUUUAAGUUCAGUACCUUGGGGGAAAGCGAGUGAUAGAUUUGGUCGUAAAAGAGUUCUUUUAGUAGGUUUAAGUGGUACAGCUAUUUCCAUGGUUUGUUUUGGUUUUAGUACCAAUUUUUAUUCCGCAUUAGCAGCAAGAAUGUUAAUGGGAUUACUUAAUGGAAAUGUUAGUGUGAUUAGAACUACUAUUGGUGAAAUCGCCGUAGAACCAAGACAUCAAGCUUUAGCAUUUAGUUCAUUGACUUUAUUAUGGAGUGCAGGAUCUAUUAUGGGUAAUUGGUUAGGGGGAGUUUUAACUGAUACUAAACAUUUACCUGAAGUUUUAAAUGAUGAUUAUAGUUCAAAGUUUCGUCGUGCAACUACAAGCGCCACUGGUACUAAAGAUCAAUCAGAAAUGCUUUUAUUUGAAAAAUAUCCCUUUGUACUUUCCAAUAUAGUGGUGGCUUCAAUUUUAUGUUGUAGUAUAGUCAUUGGUUGGUUAUUUUUUGAAGAGACUCAUGAACAUAAAAGAUUUCAAAGAGAUAUUGGAUUAGAAAUGGGUGAUUUCAUAAGACAUAAAUUAGGUUAUCAAACUCCUAUUCGUCCAUGGCAAAAAUAUCAUCGUAUGUCAGAUACAAGAGUUAUGGAUGAUUUAUUUUAUGAAGAUAGUAGUGUGGAAGAUACCAAUAGUAGUGAAACAGAUACUAAAAAAGAUCAAACUACAGAAGAUAUUGAAUUGCAAUUAUAUGCUAGUGCAGAUCCUGAUUCAGAAAUGGCCGCUAAUACAUCUCAACGUAUAUCUGAUGAAAUUAAACAUGAAGCUUUCACACCAGCGGUGGUUAAUUCAAUUUUUUCAAAUUUCAUAUUAUCAUUUCAUAAUUUAGUUUAUGGAGAAUUUUUACCGGUAUUCUUAGCUGGGAAAGUUCAAAUUGAUUCAUUAAAAUUCCCAUUUAGAAUUAGAGGUGGAUUUGGUUUUACUUCAGAUGCUAUUGGGAUUUUAUUAUCAUUAACUGGAGUAGUUGGUAUACUUGUGGUUAUAUUUAUUUUCCCAAUUAUCAAUACUUAUUUCAGUACCAUUAAUGGUUAUAGAGUUGGAUUAUCAGUUUUCCCAAUUAUUUAUUUAAUCUUACCAUUAUUAAUCUUUACCUUACCUGAAUAUUCCAUGUUAUUCCAUUCUAAAUCAUUUACAGGAUUAGUACUAUAUAUUAUGACAGGAUUAAAUACAUUUGCAGGUUCAACUGCAUUUUCACAAAUUAUUAUAUUAAUUCAUCGUGCAUCACCUCGAGCUCAUAGAGCUUUAAUUAAUGGUUAUACUUUAAGUAUAACUGCGUUAGCAAGAUGUGUGGCACCCUUAGUAUGGGGUUAUUUGAUAUCGAAAUUCGAUUCAAUGGGAUAUAGUGGGAUGUCAUGGUGGUUAUUGGCGAUUAUCUCGUUAUUAGGAUUACUUCAUUCUUUUGUAUUACAAGAAUAUGAAGAAUAA